Molecule: messenger RNA, 996 nt
Organism: Aspergillus luchuensis
Lineage: Eukaryota; Fungi; Ascomycota; Eurotiomycetes; Eurotiales; Aspergillaceae
Product: YeeE/YedE family protein
Exons: 2
Coding region: 1-996 (331 amino acids)
Cellular component (GO): plasma membrane
Source: RefSeq, a predicted model, not a curated record
AUGUUCACGCCAGUACAUACCACGUUCGGGGCGUUGAUGCUCUUCCAGGGCUCUACAGGAUUGCUGUUGCACAAUGGGGCGGUUUUCGGCAUUUCUUCGCUCCUGUCGGGCGCUCUUUUGAAUCCGACGAGGGAUAAUGUGGCUCUCAUUGCUGGUCUAGUGUCAAGUGUUGUCCCCGUCGCUCUUUUCUUGCCGUCUGCCAUCCCAUCAUAUCCCACUGCACCAAGUUCCUGGGGGUCGUGGCUCUUGACCGUGGGCCAUGGGUUUCUGCUGGGAUGGGGUACAAAGAAUGGUCGAGGUUGCACGUCCGGCCACAUGCUCUGUGGCAUUUCUCGAUUGUCGCCACGCUCGUUCAUUGCUACCGCUGUCUUCUUCACCACCGCCCUACUGACAGCCAAUUUCUUCGCGGGCGGCUCCAACAUCCCCCCAUGUGCCGGUGGAACGCCCUGCUACAUGCCCGUCUAUCCGUCGACUGCGGAGUUCGCCGUCAUGCUCACCACCACAGUAGUUACAUCCGUGAUGAACUUUGUCGUCGUUCCCCGUGCCCUCGAGAGAUCCGAGCGCUCAAGAACUAUAUUUUCGUAUCUGGCGGGUCUGGAAUUUGGCGUAGGACUGCUGUUCUCUGGAAUGGCUGACCCAGCCAAGGUCCUGCGGUUCUUUGCCUUCCUGUCUGACCCUUCGCGAUUCGAUCCAUCACUGGCACUUAUAAUCCUCUUCGGAAUCGGCCCGUCACUGAUAAUCUUUUUGUCGACCAAACCGGGGAAAAAGACCGAUAACAAAGCGGAACAGUCCACACCCACUCUGGCGGCACAAUGGAGACUCCCCACUGCGACUGUAGCCGAUAUUGACUGGAAAUUUGUGGCAGGCGGAGUCGCUUUCGGCCUCGCCUGGGGACUACGCGGAGUAUGCCCCGGUCCAGCCAUCCUGCGCAGUGUGCUCCAGCCGGUUUGGGGGCUUGCAGAGAUGACUGGUUUUAUGCUCGGAAAUCUGAUGUGA